AUGUUUGAGGCGUACACGCAUUCUCAAGUCAUCGGCGUCGGCUUCCUCGUCGCAGCCGGUGCUCUCUCACUCCUUUCAGCUGGAUCCCUCUUCGUCUUCAUCGUCAUCAAGGCGGUCAAGACCAAGGAUGCGACGGAUGCCAAUUUUUUUCGCACUCCCCUUGCAGCCUACUUUGGUUGUUUGCUCUUUAGCGACAUGAUAGAAGGUGUGGCUUCAAUCCUAAACGUAUCAUGGGUCGUCCAUCGUGGAGUCAAGGAGGGGACGCUAUGCACUGCGCAAGCCGCUCUCAAGCAGUUUGGCCACCUUGGCACAGCGAUGUGGUCGCUGAUCAUUGCGUGCCAUACUUUUCUCCUCCUGUUCUAUGGGAAGAGAUUUGGACGAUGGGUACUAUACAUCACUCUUGCCGGUGUUUGGCUCUUCGUCGUCCUGCUUGUCCUGCUUGGUCCGCUCGCCAGUGCCAAAGCCGAACGAGGUCCCUUCUGGGGAAUCACAGGGUCAUGGUGUUGGAUCGAGGAGACGUAUCCUAUUGAGCGCCACCUCCUUCAGUAUGACUAUAUGUUCAUCUCCGCUUUUGGAUCCUUGAUUCUCUACUCUCUCGUCAUCCUACGCCUGCGUGGAAACAUCCUCGUCGUCGGAUGGCGUUUCUUCUUUCGGCGAUGUAGUACAUCCAAACCAGACAUGGACUCCCCACCAGAGUAUCAAGCCGGUGUCGACAGCAAUUCCCUGCUCUUCUGUAAUCCUGGUCAACCCAGUCCGCAGGUGCUCCGAGUGGCAAGACACAUGAUGCUCUAUCCAUUGGCGUACACAAUUCUCGUUACACCUGUCGCCACGACGCGCUUCAUGUCCUUUUCUGGACGUCGUGUGUCUGCAGAGGUCAUCAUCGCAGCUGCAACGCUGCUCAUGCUCAAUGGGUUUGUCGACACCGUCUUAUUCCUCGCUACAAGGCGUGUGGUUGUAUCAAAUGUGCUGUCGUCGAUACGACUGCCGUCUUUUCGUCGCCAAUCUAUCACCGGGGACAAUCUUGGUGCGGAAUUGAGGAGCAAACGCGCUUCAAAGCACCCAGUAGUCCUACACAGCACUGGAGAAGGGCCUCACAUAUUCGUCAAUGUCGAGCGAGAGACGGAUGGCGACGUUCCGAAGUCCCCUGCCUCUUCGUACUCUCCCCAGCGCAGAUCGUCGCAGCUCCAUCGUCAACAUCGCUCAUUUGGGCCAUAUGAUAUGCUGACGACCUCACUCGAUGAGGGACUUUCCACCAAAAAGCGUGCGUCCUCUGUAUCACCACCGCUCAUUCGUAUACCUGCGAAGCGGGGUGUGACGUGGGACAAUGAACCGGCCAGUGAGGUGAGACCGGGGACCGCAUCGACCACCAUUGGAGAGGAGGCGGAAAAGCACGCCGUCCAAGAUCCCCAAUACCCUCCACCAGCUGUGUUCGCGGAGAACGCUUCUCAAUCUCGGCGACCAGAGAUUCAUUUGACGCUCCCACCUCUCAAUACGUCGUCGCCCAUCAACAGUCAGUCAGAAAGGUACAAUGAUCGCGUCUAUGAUCAUCCGUAUGCUUCUCCGGUGGUACGUAGCGUCUAUCCCGGUCGAUAUGAUUCAUAG
This is a messenger RNA of Serendipita indica DSM 11827, 1602 nucleotides long. Lineage: Eukaryota; Fungi; Basidiomycota; Agaricomycetes; Sebacinales; Serendipitaceae. The record is from the annotation of a GenBank genome assembly.